This is a messenger RNA of Australozyma saopauloensis, 1728 nucleotides long. RefSeq lists its product as uncharacterized. NCBI's taxonomy places the organism in Eukaryota, Fungi, Ascomycota, Pichiomycetes, Serinales, Metschnikowiaceae. The record is from RefSeq and is a predicted model, not a curated record. The transcript has a single exon. Bases 1 to 1728 code for a protein of 575 amino acids.
AUGAAACAAUUGUACGCAGGAAGCACACAUAUUGCAGGAAAGCGCUAUCAUUCCCUCCGCAUAUAUAUCAGGGCGAGUUCCUUUUUCUUCUCAUCUGACACAAUAGAAGUUCUCCCCAGAAUGGUAUAUUUUGUGGCUCUGAUUUUCAUUUGCUGUGUGUUAUGGUGUGUUUCGCCUCUCACCCGCAAAUUAGACGAACGUUUCAUGUUUCUCUCAAGAAAACCCAAGAAAUUUAAGUAUGAACGCAACGUAAAAGGUGCUCGGUAUCUUGUGGUAAACGGAUGCUCUACAGUUGGUAGAGAAGUCUUGCAAAACUUGGUGGAUAGAGGCGCCUUUGUGCAUUUGAUCCAUUCCUCAGAGGAAGAGGAGAUCUAUAAAGCGUUGGCGGCUAAGAUGAAGAGAAAGGGUAAGAAACGCGCCAUAGUACUUGAGAAUUGCGACUUACUGCGGGAUAAUUCCAUUAUAGAGUUUUCAUGGGGACAACACUUCAAAGAAUUCAAGGGUGCUUUUUCUGGCUUCGUGUAUUUCACAACAGAGUGUAGUUCUUUAGACUCUGAUUUAAGGGCUUUGAGUCAAUUUUUUCGGUAUGUGGGAUCAUUUUUGGCCUGUGCCCCGAACAAACCAAUUCCUCGUGUCGUAUUUGCUUCAGAAUUUGGUGGUCGUCCUUUUCGCCGGGAUGAAAGGUAUGACGGAAUCUUUACUGCGUUAGAAACUUGGCAAGAUCGUAUAUCACAUCUCGUUCGUCCGAUACCUGGGCCACAAGUGGCUUUUGCAAAUACAGGGUGUAUCUGGAAUGACUCACAGUUCUCUUUCGCGUAUGUGCUUCAUUGGCUCAGUCACAAAUUGAACGUUCAUAUGACAUGCCAUCAACGAGAAGAUUCUGUGCUACAUGCAUUACUAUCAAAAGAAGAAUCAAGGGCCAAUGGCGUUUAUUUUGUGAAUGAUAGCGAAUGGCGCACAGCACCUCAUUGUGAGAAAGUGGACAACAGAGGAAACACAAUUGGUAAAAACCAAUCUGAAGAUUCGUCUGGAAUGAAGCGAAUACGUAGUAUAUCCAUAGCGGAGUAUGACGAUUUUAUCAGGAGGAAAAAUUAUGAACAGAGAGUUGCCGUGUACAAGAAGUUAGGAAAGGGGGACUGGCCAGAAUUCAAACCAUUCUACACUGUAUUGGAUGGCAAAUUACAGGAUUCUUUUUUGAAGCCCGGAGAUGUUAUCAGAAAUGCCGCCAGGAAAAGUAGCGCAGUCUCGAAUUCUAGACUUGUUGAAAGUUCCACGAUUGACGAGAAAGAUUCGAGCGAAAGCGCCCCAUCACAAUCAGUGGCUGAAUCGAGUCAUCAGCUUGGGGCCCUUGCCUCUUCAAUGACCACGAUCGAGAAACCUCCUCUGAGCUCCAAGUUGGAUUACGAAGCCAUGUUUUCGUCAAUUACGAGGUUGGAGAAAAAUCAGGACAAAAUCAUGAUGGUACUAGAUGCCAUCUCCUCCUCAAUGACGAGAACGGAGAGAGAUCUUGUUUCAUUGUCAAAAAUGGAAAAGACCUUAGAAAAGAAUGUAGAAAACAUUGUCCCUUCUCAGGAGCUGGUUGAUCACUCUAAAACGCCUGAAGAUAUUCCAACUCACACAAUUGACCAGCAGUUUAAAUUAGAAUCAACACCAACUCUUACGAGUUCCGGAGCUCGGAGUAUGCUGUCAACUCUGACUCAAUUUAUGCCUAGGCUCGCAACUGUUUAA